This is a messenger RNA of Porites lobata, 363 nucleotides long. Lineage: Eukaryota; Metazoa; Cnidaria; Anthozoa; Scleractinia; Poritidae. The record is from the annotation of a GenBank genome assembly.
AUGGAAACGUUCGCUUUCGCAUCAGCUGUGCGUGGAUAUCAUGUUUAUAAAGACGUAUGGAAACCAUCGAUCGGGGAAAAGCUUGUUGCUAAACGAGAGUUUAACAACCCAACGGACAAACACGCCGUGAAAGUAGUGAAGGACGACGAAACGGUCGGCCAUUUGCCUCGCGAAUUCUCUCCAAUAGCGUGGUACUUUCUUUCACGUAGUGGGGAAAUCAGCGUUGAAGUGAUCGGUCGCAGACGACACUGUAAGCAGCUGUGCGGAGGAAUGGAGAUUCCGUGCCAGUUAGAGUUUAACUGCUCAAACAAAGCGCAGAUGAAACGCUUAAAAGAACUACUGGCAAGCAAGAUUCAGGUAUAG